AGUGUUGGCAAGCGGGGCAGUGGAGCUGCGCUUGUGGCUGCUGCUGUCAGCUCUUCAGGGUGAGCGCAGUUAGCUCGAUGGCUUUCCAACACAAACACCGCUGCACGGGGAGAUCCGCGGCCGCUCGAAGCUGUCUGUCAUUGUAAGGGCGUUUCUCCUUUUUUAACACCAGCCGAACUAGGAAGUGUGCAGUCUGCACAGUAGUGUUUUCUGGCCACGGUUCACAGCGAAAGGACGAGGACCUGGAAUUGGAGCUAACGUUUGCCAGCUAGCUAACGCUAGCUUGCCAACGCAAUGCUUUUUAAAGAUAACUUCUUCCAGGAAUGGAUCCUCAUAACAUGGAACUAUUUUCCCUUCAUCGGGGGAUCUGCCUCAACCAGGCCUGCAGAUUUACCCCGGAUGAUGUAAGGCACCCCUGCCUGUAGAGCCCAAGAUGACUGAAGUCCAGGCCACGGUGGAGUUCUCUGUGGAGCUCCACAAGUUCUACAACGUGGACUUGUUCCAAAGAGGGUUCUACCAGAUUCGUGCUGGUCUGAAGUUGCCACCCCGGUUUCCACACAAAGUCGAGACCAGUAUACUUCACUUGGGAGGCUCUGAUCUGGCGUUUCCUGCUUCAGUCCAAGAUGAAGUAAUCUGCAGCAAAACGUUCCAAAUUCUGUACAAGAGCGAAGAGAUUGUGGUCAAUGAUGUCCUCCUCUUCAAAGUGAUGAUGCUGCUGGAUGAGAAGAAGGUGGAAGAGUCCCUCAAUGACAUUGAUUUCCAGCUCUUCUUGGAUUUAUAUUUCACAGAUGGCGAUUACACGCCAGACGAUCCGAGCUCUCUGCAGAAUAUCAGUGGCCGCACACUUCGUUUGCACUUUAGCCUUCAGCGAGGCAUCCACCAACACGUCAAUGUCAUGUUUGACUACUUUCACCUGUCUGUCAUGUCCGUAGCCAUCCACGCCUCCCUAGUGGCUCUACAUCAGCCCCUUAUCAGUUUGCCCCGACCAGUGAAAAGCACGUGGCUCAACCGCAACGCUCCACCGCAGAGCAAAGACUCCGUCAUCCCGCCUCUGGAAAGUGUGGUGUUCGGUGGCAGUUAUGUCAAGCAAGUAUCAUCGGAUGGCAGGACAUUCCUGGUGUCUGACCACUGUCUGCAGCAUGCCUUCAGUCUGCACCAUAACCUCUGCUCCAAUCUCCUCCUGGCCUACCAGGGCCUGUUUGACUACUUCACCUCCAUUACCAAGGACCUGCCCUCCUCCCAUCGUAUGGAACUAGCCAAGCCCAGCAUGCAAGUCCUAUAUGAGCGAGUUCUCAGGAGACCCUAUCCCCGAAGUCAAAGGCACGUCUACAUAGAACAACUCGACUUGGACGCCCGUCUAGCGGAGUUAUGUGAACAUGUCAAGCAGAAAGCGGAGUCCCCUGAUGAGCUGGCAGAGCUGGUUAAUAUGAACCUGGCCCAGCUCUGCUCUCUGCUCAUGGCUCUCUGGGGACAAUUCCUAGAGGUAGUUUCCCUGCAGGAGCAUGUUGCUGCCCUACUAGCCAUGGAGCACCAUACGCUGAGGGUAAGGCGGUUUGCUGAGGCUUUCUUUUGUCUUGAACAUCCAAGACAAUCUGCACUAGCGUAUCAGGAACUACAUGCUUACAGUCACCAGCAGAUGACUAAUGCUAUCAAAAGCUCCAGCUAUUUCUUGUCUUUGCCUGCACUUCCAGUGGAAUGUGCAGACCUAGACGGUGACGUUAGCUCCCUGCCAAUCAUCUUUGAGGAUAGAUACCUAGAUUCCAUCACUGAAGAUCGCGACGGGCCCUGGCUGGGCGUGCACAACACAAGGACCGGCUCAGUGUCCAGCAAAACGGACAAGCCCAGCUCCAAGGAGUGCAGUGCAGCAGCAGCCAGCCCCGUACCCGAGUCUCAGUUUGCCUCUAUGGAAAACCCCUGGCCAGACAGCUAUGAUCCACCACCCAAGUCCAAAGGCAAGUCUGUGAAACUGAAGAAAAAUGCAAAGGCUGAGAACUCAAAGAAGCUGAUUAGCCCGGCCGCCAAAGACUCUGUGGUGUUGGUGGGCUAUAAGAACCUCAAAGCUCCUAAUGCUGACGCAAAGCACAUGGAAGGGGAAGCUCUCUCAAACCAAGAAGAGGAUCGAGGUGCAUUACAAAGCGACUCAAGUACUUAUUUACAGACUUAUGCAAAUUCGGUUUUCGACUCUGGUGCCACUUCGGCGCUCUGUGAAAACAGUGCUGUGGAGUCUGUUGCAGAUGACAAUGUUUGUUCUGCUGCUUGUCAAAGAGGUUCCUUUAAAAAACCUGCAAAUUCUGACGCACAGAAUAAUCCUCAGGCUGGUACUGGGAUUAUUGCUACAUGCAACCAGCCGCUUCGCCACGAGGACCAAGUUGACCAUGCCGGCCAAACGCUGCCGCAGUGGUCUGCUGGGCUGAAGCAAAUUGAGGUGAAACCAAGUCAAAAGGACCCUUACCAGGGGGACAAAGUCACCGUUCUGCUACCUUGUGAGACGGAUACGACCGUAAGCAGCAGCGUUGCCGGGAUCACCCAGACCGACGUCUGUGAAUCAAAGCAGUCUGUGGUGGACUCCAUUUUUGAAAGGCCCAGUGCAGAAGCGGCGCUGCGUAGCCAGUCCGGUCUGGUCCCUGCGCAGGCGAAGAGCGAUCUCAUCAGGCUGCCGGACGGAGGAGCCCCCGGUGCCUCGUCUCGACUCUCCGACUCUGGCAUCGAAAGUGAGCCCAGCUCUUUUGCCACUCAGCUGAUUCCAGGACUUCAGAGUUUCGGACGGCUAGACUUCGCUGAAUCCGCCGCCGCCGCCCCCCAUCCUGAGAAGCCCCCUCCGAGUGCUGCACUACGGCCACUUCUGCAAAGCUCGGCGCAGAAGCCCAGUGGAGCAGCAGAGAUUCUACACCAAGAAAACACCAGUGCUGUCAGCGGAGUGCAGUCUUCUCUCACCUCCAUCAACUCCUUGCCCUCAGACGAUGAGGGGGAAAGUUCCUCCAGGGGCUCCAGUGGAGCUGAACUCCGAGGCAGGAAGUCCAGUGUUUUGGUGCAGGAGCAGAGUCUGGUGUUCUCUGGGGAAAUCUCUCCGAGACCUGCAGGGAACUCCAACCUAAGAAAACCAUCCUCUGACGAGGAAACUGACUCCAAAUUAACUGGCGUUGUUGAUCUUGGGACUGUUAAAGAGCCCCGUAGUGACCCCCACACCGCCUGCCCUUCCAGCAACUCCGGCACCAGCAGCACCGACCUGGUGAAACGCGGGAUGGUAGAGAACUACUUUGGCUCGUGCUCUAGCGCCGACGUGUCCGAGAUCAGCCCCGUGGAAACGUCCGCCAUCACCCUGGGAAGCCAGGAGGGACCCCGGGCCGACGAUGAGGACGAAGACGAGCCUGAGCAUGAGAUGAUCGAGAACGGCUUCUACGAGGAAGGGGAUGGCUUCGCCUUCGCCAACGGCGUCGCCGACGAGGAGCGUGGCGGCGCCGCUUCGGAUGCGGGUCUUCUGUUCGAGCAGCUUGGUAUCGGUUACCCCCACGAGACAAAGGACCUAUCCAAAGCUCCCAUCUGCUCCAACCGAGCCUCCGGCGGCGCGGGGCACAGCUCGGGCAGAGCUCCCCGUCCCGCCUCCUCCUGUUCCUCCAGCCUGCCGUGGUAUGAGUGCGCAUCCACGCCACAAACGAAAGCGUUCGUUAAGGCAAAGGAGGAAAUGAAACAGUUAAAGCUGCCGGGCUUCUUGUACAGUGAAGUAUCUGAGCUGGCGUCCACGGUGCCCUACUUCAGCUUGGAGGAAGAUGAAACUUGUGAGGAAGGCAUCCAUCUAAUAGUCUGCGUCCACGGCCUGGACGGUAACAGUGCCGACCUGAGACUGGUGAAGACUUACCUGGAGCUGGGACUGCCUGGUGCUCGCAUAGACUUUCUGAUGUCAGAGAGGAACCAGAAUGAUACUUUUGCUGAUUUUGAGUCAAUGACGGACCGACUGCUGGAUGAAAUAGUCCAGUAUAUUCAGAUAUACAACCUCACAGUGUCAAAGAUAAGCUUUGUGGGUCAUUCUUUGGGGAACCUCAUUGUUCGCUCAGUGCUGACAAGGCCCAGGUUUAAAUGUUACCUGAGCAGGCUGCACACCUUCCUGUCCCUUUCUGGACCUCACCUGGGAACAUUGUACAACAGCUCUGCUCUGGUCAACACAGGCCUUUGGUUCAUGCAAAAGUGGAAAAAGUCCGGGUCACUCCUUCAGCUUACUUGCCGCGAUAACUCUGAUCCUCGCCAAACUUUCCUCUACAAACUCAGCAAAAAAUCUGGUCUGCAGUUUUUCAGGAAUGUGGUACUGGUCGGGUCACUGCAGGAUCGUUAUGUCCCCUAUCAUUCCGCUCGAAUAGAAAUGUGCAAAACUGCAUUAAAGGACAAACAAACAGGUCCUGUGUAUGCCGAGAUGAUUGAGAACCUGCUGCUGCCGGUGCUUCAGAACAAAGACUGUAAUCUGGUGCGAUUCGAUGUAAUCCACGCCCUACCCAACACAGCCAACUCCCUGAUCGGCCGGGCCGCCCACAUCGCCGUGCUCGAUUCUGAGAUCUUCCUGGAGAAGUUCUUCCUAGUUGCGGGCCUCAAGUUCUUUCAGUAGAACUGUGGCAGGAUCAAACACUGUUGGACAAGAGGAACAUGGAGCUAAUACCUCACUUCAGCUAAUUGAUUAUCGUAUAUGGAAAUCAUCUUUGUUUUUUUUUGUUGUUUUUUUAAAUACAUAUAAUCAGUUUUUAAAAACAUGAGCAAAGUCACAACUUUCUUUCUCAUUUCAUGAUGUUUAUAUUGGAAUCACAGCAGAUAUGGACAUUUUUAUUUUUUCUACUCUAAUCUUUUAAAUGUUUUUUCUGUGUUUUGGAAGCCCCACUCCCUCCUCCCCCAACCAUAUGCUAUAUUUUCAGUGGUAUUUAUGUAUUAUGUUUGUACUUAUUCAAUUCAUUUUAGAUGCUGAACUGGAAAUGUAGCUGCUAUACAAAUGGCUGUUUUGGUGAGCUGGCCCAAAUCUCUGCACAUUAUGUCCUCAUCCUAACAAAUGUUUUUCACUGAUUUUAAGAAAUACUGCAUUGAUAUGCAUCACAACUACAUUUUAGAAGCUUUUGUACAGAGAAUGGUCAUUUGUACAAGUUACUUUUUGUAUCAACAAUUUUCCAUCAUUUUUAAUGACAGAUCGCAUUGGAAAUAGGAUUGUUGCUCAGACUUUGCGGCCCUUGCUUUGGUCUUAGUACUUGCUGUUCUUUGCCAUUGCAGAAUUCUGUGCAAUAUUCAUCCAACCUGGUGUUGGGAGAAUAAAGCUUCACCUACAGCAUAAAACUGUUUUAAUACAGGGGUUAAGCAAUGAUCACCGUUCAGCAAAAGCACAUAUUGGUUAUAUGAACUUAUUUUAUUGAAAGUAUUUGGUUGACAUUAGUGGAAAGUAUUGCUUGGAAUUAAAAAAAAUAUUUCUUGGAAAAUUGUUUAUAUAUCAUCGUAUUCUACCAUUAAAUAAGCAUAUUAUAAAGUUGGUCAAGUUACUUUUCUUUCUUACAUUCUUGUCAUUAUUUAGAUUAUUUGUUUCAAUUGAUCAAAGGGCCCUGCAGAUGGCAGUGGCAUCACAGUAACGUGUUCUUUUAAAGGCCAACAAUAAAAGUGGGAAUUGGU
Gasterosteus aculeatus aculeatus (three-spined stickleback) is the source of this 5631-nucleotide messenger RNA. It is a transcript of the gene fam135a, whose product is annotated as family with sequence similarity 135 member A. Lineage: Eukaryota; Metazoa; Chordata; Actinopteri; Perciformes; Gasterosteidae. The record is from RefSeq and is a predicted model, not a curated record. Gene Ontology annotation, biological process: lipid metabolic process.